Messenger RNA from Cylindrotheca closterium, 1182 nucleotides. The record is from the annotation of a GenBank genome assembly. Lineage: Eukaryota; Bacillariophyta; Bacillariophyceae; Bacillariales; Bacillariaceae.
AUGCGUGGCUUCAGCUUGAUAUACAUUACACAUGAUCAAGCAGAUGACACGGAGAAAGAGCUCCUCAAUAAUCCAUCCCAAUUGAAGACAAUGACUAAACCGCAGGGUCUUCAGAUGGGGCCGAGUCUCCAGAAGUCACGGGACGGCCUCUACAUGACCCCAAGGAUUGUCAACCAAUCAACUGCUGCUUUGUACCGAAAGCACUGGUCGCCAAUACCAGUUGCAAUCCCAUUCCGACCGCACCAGUGCACCAACUUCGGUCAUGUGUUGGGCGAUAAUGUCUUCGCCAUGUUUCGUAUCCUCAAGAAUUUUGGAUUAUACCAUCCUGAGCUUCAGUUUCUUCCCAUACGUGCCGAUUGUGUGAACAAAGAUGAGUGUGGCGAUCGCUGUUCGAUGUUGUCACAACUUUUCGACCCCUUCUUAAAAGGUCCAGUCGGAACACCGUUUCAUGUAAAGGGAAUCUUCAGGAAUUACUACAAAGCGGCCUUGGAUAUUUCCGCAAAACAGCAUCAGCAAAUGAAACUGAACCCGUCGUCACUCCCGCUUCUAUGUUUUGAAAAUGUGCUGUCCGGUUUGUAUUACUACGCCGACCAUGGGGAAGAUCCGGCAAGGCACGGUGAUGGGUUCAAUACUUUUCUGACCGGCUCGGGAGACAAGUUACUGGAAUUUCGGGAUCAAUACAUGAUACGCUUGGGCCUUGAUCCAAAUCGUCACUUGUCCAACCGAUUGUGUCAAGUUGGGGUAGAGUCUGCUUCGAUCCUCAUAGUUCCUCGACGACCCGAUUCCAACAGAAUCAGUGGAUGGCAUGACGACAAGCUGAUAGCUGAGCUCCAAAAGACUCUUCCGAACGAAAACGUCACAGUUGUUGAUUUUUCUAUUCAUGGCACAAGAGCCCAGGUGAAGCUGGCUUCAACUGCCAAAGUGCUGGUAUCGAUGGCAGGUGGGGCCAGUUACCUGGCUUGGUUUCUUGCUCCAGGAGCUUCUGCACUUGUUCUGAAGCGGUGGGGCACAUUAAAUGACGCGUUUAUCUGGGAAAACUUUCCGUAUAUCAAGAAGAGUUAUUUUAGUGCGACGAGUGACAGUGCUUCCAAUAGGACAGAAGAAGUAUUUGAUUAUGUGAACAUGAGUAAGAGUGUCGAACACCUGGUUCAAAGUUACGACCGUCGCUUUUGCGAGAAAUAG